AACAGGCCCGAUUCUGCUUUGUGGUAGCCUUGUGUGGUUACGCAACAGAAGCUUGACAAUGCUAGUAUCUCGAUUUCCUUUUGCACAGCAUCUGCCUAACCGCCUUUGGGCCUGCUAUUAUUGAGCCCCUACCAUUUCAUCCGCCAUGCGAUCGAGAGCAAUCAUCGCCCGUCAGAUCGAACGGCUGUGGCCGCGCCUCACCCCGGGUACCACCAAUCGCGCCUUCGAUCCGUCGCGUCCCGCCGCCCUUGUCCAGUCGCUCGCGGCCCGCUCCCCACGCGCACCCGAACUCUCUCCGGUCUUGCGGACGCCGCCUUCCGCCGCCGCAGCGGAAGCGCGGACCGUGACCUCGAGAUUUUUCCGCGCGCAGGCAGCGGCGGCGGGGCAUCGCGCCUUCCCCUGUCCCGUAGGCGCAGCUGCUCUCCCGGCCUCCUCACUUGGUCUUCCCGCCGCCCCCGCGCUCCCCGAUCCAUCUGUUCCCCCAACCGCCUCCGCCCUCCCUGCGCCCGCCUGGACAGCGCCCGCUUACUCGCUUUGCGCCGCCGCUGCCGCGCGCGCCUCUGGGACCAAACCUCCGGAUUCCCCCUGGUCCGAUGGUUUCCCCCGUGCCGCUGCUUCCCCCUGCGCUCCCCGCCCCUGCUCCGGUGUUUCUAGCGGAUGGGCGGCUGCAGAUGACGGACUGCGCACUGUAGCUGACGGACGGAGUACUGUAGCUGACGGACCAAUCAGGGCGCCUAAUAGAUGUACGCCUGUCGCAGACCAGGGCGAAAACGGAACAGAGCGGGCUGUGGUGGGUUCUGAACGGUGCAGUACGGUGGAUGGAGGACGAAGAGAGAGAGAAACGUCGGGUGGUAAGGAGAGGGCUUCCGGGUUCAGGGUUUAUGCGAAUGGGGGUAGAGGAGGAAAGGAUGGCUUGGGAUGGAUACUGGAGAGCAGAAAACGUGGGGCAUUUCUGCAGGACUGGAGGUACGGAGCGUCUGUGGCUCAUAGACGGCAUGUGCAUGCAUGCAGCAUGCACAGAUGGCAUGUGUAUACAUGCAGUAUGCACAGACAGCAUAUGCAUGCAUGCAGUAUGCACAGACGGCAUGCCCAUAGGCAGCAUGGCUAUAGACACUACACUCAUAGAUGCGACAUGGGUCGGCGGUAUACGUGGCAGUCUUAUAUUGAUAGACGUCGUAUCCACAGAUUGCAUGUAGACGGGCGUUUUAUACACUCUAGCAGGACCGCGAGUAGUGAGACGUCCGAUGUCAACAGCAGCAGCAGCAGCACUAAGGGCAGCAGCGGUAAGAGGAGUUGGAGGGAGAGGGAGGUGCUUCAGCCCGCCAAUCUGGUGUCCUUGGCAAGACUCGCCUCCGGCCCUCCCAUAGCCGCUCUCAUCAUCUACGAUCACAAAGAAGCUGCAGUCGCGGCUCUGCUACUGGCCGGGGCUUCUGACUGGCUCGAUGGCUACUUGGCUCGGCGAUUCAAGGGCGGAGAUUCUGUACUGGGUUCCUACCUCGACCCGUUAGCCGACAAGGCUCUCGUGGCCUCUGUGUCGGUGGCGCUGCUGGUCAAGGGGCUGCUGCCGCCGUGGUUAGCAGUGCUGGUGGUGGCGCGAGACGUGUUCUUGUUCGGAGGGCAUGUGGCAAUGCGGCUGAACGAGGUGCAGUGGAAGUGGUGGCAGCAUCGCUCACACUUCUUCAACAUACAGAAGGGCACAGCUGAGAGGGUUGAACCCCUCCUUAUAAGCAAGGUCAACACGUGUCUACAGAUGCUGCUGCUCCCCGUUGCUCUCCUGCACGACCCUUACCUUGUCUCCACCGCUCCAGACCUCCUUCAAUACCUCUGCUACUCGGUUGCUGCCACCACUGUCACCUCCUGGGCUGCCUACAUGUGGGUGGGCCUUAUGCGCAAAACGAAGACAUGAUGGCUUUUCAUGCAUAUACCGGUACUCCAUUAAUGAUACUGUGUACCUAUCAUUCCUGUUUGCGAGGUUCUAGUGAAGAGCCUGACGUUUCACCUUACAUGCGCAUAGGUGCGGGUAUACCUGCCACAGGACAGGACUUCUCUGAUUUUUCAUGUACCUUGCAAUUUAUCCACUCGAGAGGCUUGUCAAUAAAGAUAAAGCAUCUCU
Closterium sp. NIES-67 is the source of this 2113-nucleotide messenger RNA. The record is from the annotation of a GenBank genome assembly. Lineage: Eukaryota; Viridiplantae; Streptophyta; Zygnematophyceae; Desmidiales; Closteriaceae.